This is a messenger RNA of Bolinopsis microptera, 1504 nucleotides long. Its product is annotated as BTB/POZ domain-containing protein KCTD5-like. Gene Ontology annotation, molecular function: cullin family protein binding. The transcript is spliced from 5 exons. NCBI's taxonomy places the organism in Eukaryota, Metazoa, Ctenophora, Tentaculata, Lobata, Bolinopsidae. Gene Ontology annotation, cellular component: Cul3-RING ubiquitin ligase complex; cytoplasm. The record is from RefSeq and is a predicted model, not a curated record. Bases 47 to 688 code for a protein of 213 amino acids. Gene Ontology annotation, biological process: proteasome-mediated ubiquitin-dependent protein catabolic process; protein homooligomerization.
GUUACUUUAGUGCUCCCUCUUGCGAUAUUUCCUUCUGUUUGACUUGAUGUUUGGUUUAUUAUCUUUGUUCAGUAUGACCAGCGAUGCCACCGUGACUAACGGACACACUAAACAUGAAUCUAGCAGCAAGAAGGAGUGGGUUAGACUCAACGUUGGAGGUACAACAUUUCUAACAACAAAACAAACUCUCUGCAAAGAUCCCCACUCGUUUCUGUGUCGGAUCUGCCAUGACGAACAACUGAUCGACUCCAUGAGAGACUCUACAGGUGCGUUUCUUAUAGACCGGGACCCCGCCUACUUUGGUCCAGUACUAAACUAUUUGAGACACGGCAAAGUUAUUAUCGACAAGAAUCUGAUUGAAGAGGGCGUCCUCGCUGAGGCGGAGUUCUACCAGAUAUCCUCGCUGGUGAGGUUACUGAAAGUGAGGUUGAGGGAGAAGGACGAUGGUAACCAGAGCAAGAGAACUCAACAAGUUUACAGAGUUCUACAGUCCCACGAGGACGAGCUCACUCAAAUGUUGUCUACUCUUAGUGAUGGCUGGAAGUGCGAACAGGUGAUAAAUAUUGGUAGUGGGUACAGUUACGAAUGUAACCAAUCAGAGUUCCUUAUCCUCGCCUCUUAUCAGCUCGACACACCCGACAGCGACCACUCACCACACAAAUUCAUCGACAAAAUCCAACUUCCUUAAACUUUGAUCCGCCCAUUUGCUAGAAUCAUUCUGGCAGUACGCCAGUUUGCCAGCUGAGGUCGAGGGGUUUGGUGCGAGUUUGAACGCUGUCGCGAAUAUAUAUUCCUAGUGAGCGCUGCCGUCUUUUAGAUAAAGUUUUGUAUAAUUUGUGGACAAAUUGCAGCUCCCUCCUCGUGGAGAGAGACUGUGUUAUUAGUGAAGCAUUGAACUUCGGCCUUUUCAACUCCAAACAAAUCUAAAACAUCCUCAAUUUACGUGGUCCGGCCCUUAAAUCCGGGAUAGUUGGAGUUUGGUGUUUCGCCGUAUAUUUAAACUAACCUUUACUUCUUCUGUCCGAUUGAUUGUUAAUUUGGCGGGGAAAACACCAUCAUGUUUUCAAUGAGACUAUUAGUAUGAGCUCAUUGAACUGCCCACUGAUUGGCCAGUAUUGUUAGUACAGUAAAAACUAAAACCCCGAUUUACCGCGGAGUUUGGGAGAAAGGAAAAUCGGGGUUUUACCGUGCUUUGAUUGGUUAGUGAGAUUGUUAGAACAGCUCUGAUUGGUCAGUAGCUUUCUUCAUGGUGUGACAAACUUUAUACGCUCUUGUAAAUUCUGAAAUUUUCUAAUGAUCGCAUGUUUUACUUUUAAAUCUCACAGCAUGCCACGUUUGCCCAGAUUGUUUGACUUUUGGAAUUUAAAAAAGCAUGCUUUGGUUGAAAAACAAUAUUUUUAUGUUAUGACUUAUAAUAUUUAAAUCUUGAAAUGUUGGUCCUAAAGGGGUACCAAAAUAUGUGAAUGUGUGCCAAUUUCGGUCGGAUUGCUGACACUGCCAAGAA